AUAGAAAUAGUGAGAAUUAGCGAGAAUUAGCGACAAGAACUUUUGAGAAUUAGCGAGAAAGAAUUAGAAGCACUGAGAAUAGUGAGAAUAGUGAGAAUAGACAAUAAAUACUGAGUACUUCCACCACUUACACCAUCUACACAACCCAACCUACACAACCCAACAUCCAAGCAUCCAAGAUAACCACCAAUGGAUCAAAUUCUUAUGAAAGCCAGUAACCAGGCUGUGAGUUUCGCUAUACGAUCAGGAAUCUCAUUAGCUUCUGGUUACGCAAUCAAAACCAUCUCGCAAUUCCUCGAUAAGAUUCCCGAACAUGAAAAGAAUCGAAUUACUACAUUAAAGAAUCGAAUUCAAAUUAAGAUAAAUAUCAUCUCUCUUUCCAUUGACCUAAUAAAACUCGCUAGUUGUCGUGGUAAUAGUACACUUGAACUGACAAUGGAUCUAAUUAAUGAAUUAAAUUCAGAAUUAGAUUCAUUUGAUGAAAAUGUAGAUCAUAUAAUUAAAAGUUUAUCGAGGGGGAAUGAAAAGGAUUCUAUUAAAAAAGUUGAAAAUUAUAUGAAUAAUCUUCUUCAUUUAAUUAAUGAUUCAAUUCCAUUAUUAAAUUUAGCAUUAAUAACUUCAGGGAUUAAUAUUAAUGGAUUUCUUAAUGGCAAUGAAAAAGUAUCUCCUGGUCGAUUAAUUCAAGCAUCGAAUUAUUUAAUUAAAUCAAAUGAAUAUGAUGAUGAUAUAUCUACUAAAUUUAAUAGAGUAGGUCCAAUAUUUGAUUUAGUUACUUAUACGAUCUUUUAUAAUCCAUCACGAGAUAAAUAUGUAUCGGAAGAUAUUAAUGAAUCACAUGAUAAUGUGGGGUUAACAAGUAUAACAUGGAAGGAAACAUUUGCUCGUAGUGAAGUUCGAAUUAUUUGUGCUCCUCAUAGUGAAAAUAAAAUAUUUCAGUAUAAAUUAGAGAUUAAGGAGAGUUUUAAUGAUGGUAGAUAUCAUGAAGAUGAAGAAUUGCCACAAGUUAAAACUUAUGAUGUUAAGUUAGUGCAGCGAUUAUUCUUUAGUGCUUCAGGGAAGUUGCUAAGACUUGAAGGUAGAAAUUCUCCAGUGUUGAUAUUGAAGUUGGUGGAUGGUGAGUCAGAGGAGUGGAUCGCAUUGGGACAAAAGAAUGUAGGAGAGUUUGAAGAGGACGAGGACGAGGACGAGGAAGAGGAAGAGGAAGAAGAACCUAAAGAAGAAGCACCGCCAAAGGAGGAAACUCACUCACUGCUUUCGUUACUCGAAUACAUUCUCCGUCUCAGUAAGCUUCAGCAGAUCGAACAGGUAUCCAUCUCUCAAGUCAAAGAUGAGAUAUUAUCGCUCUACCUACGUGAUGAACUGGAAUCUUCAGUAGUUCUUGAACCUCCUAUUACUAAACCUAAGCAUACUACUACAUUAGCUCAUGAUUCUAAUAUUGCUAGAUUACAAAACUUAACCUUAGAUAAAUAGAAAAGAAAGAAGUGUAUAAUUGCCUUUAAAUAAUACCAUAAAUAAAUAUACAACCGUCAGUACAUCAUAUA
This is a messenger RNA of Scheffersomyces amazonensis, 1541 nucleotides long. RefSeq lists its product as uncharacterized. The transcript has a single exon. Gene Ontology annotation, molecular function: GTPase regulator activity. The record is from RefSeq and is a predicted model, not a curated record. Bases 190 to 1470 code for a protein of 426 amino acids. Gene Ontology annotation, cellular component: nucleus; cytoplasm. NCBI's taxonomy places the organism in Eukaryota, Fungi, Ascomycota, Pichiomycetes, Serinales, Debaryomycetaceae.